CUGCCCGUUGGGACGGCAUCCGUACGAGCUCGCGCAGGCUUUUGAAUUGCCCUUUUCUUUCGUGAAUAUUUUUGCCUUCUCCCUUAGUGUAUCCAUCGCAUUCGGCGCACUGUUAUUGCAGCGAGACCGGACAAUAAGCACGCUCGAGCCGGGGCGAGCGAAGAGAUAUGGGGGCUGUUUGCGCGGCGUGGAAUGGGGCGGUGACCGCAUCGUUGCUGUUCCUCCUGUCCUCCGCCGCGUACCGCAUUUAUAACCCUGCAGUACCUCCCCUCCCCACUCCCCCUCUGUGCCGGGCUCGCAGUCGGUGUCCCCUCCCCUCCUGCCCCGCGCGCCCAACUUACCGCGGCGCGCAGUAACGCCCCCUUUACUAUUACUUAAACUCUCCCUCGGAUAUAUGCUGCUGCUGCUGCGGCUGCUGCUGCUAUUCACGCUGCGGAAGCAUUGGAUCCGGUGAGUCGCCAACGAUAAUGGCGGCCGCGGACCCGCGAGCGACGAUGACGACGCCGCCGAGCCCGAAGUCGCCGCCCAGGUACCCGGAUCUCUGCGGCCGGCGGAGGCUGCUGCUCGAGGUGCAGAUCUUGAACCGGGAGAUCGGCUUCCUUGAGCAGGAGGAGUUACAAUCGCUUGAAGGACUUCAACCUGUCUCACGGUGCUGCAAGGAGGUCAACGAAUUUGUGGGGAUAAAACCAGAUCCUCUAAUACCUAUAAAUAAGAAGAGACACAAGUCUUGUCGCAUUUGGAGGUGGCUUGGAUCGAAACUUUGCCUCUGCUUCUCAUGGAUGUGCUGCUCCAGCGGAAGCUUGCUAGAGCUCAAAAGACCGAGCUGCAAAUGCCCAUGCUCAAAGACUAGCAGCUGUUGCCAAAGGAAUUGCAACUGUUACCCAGAGAAUUGCAGCUGUCGCCCAAGUAUCUGCAACUGUUGCCCAGAGAAUUGCAGGUGUCGCGACUGUUUCCCAAACAACUGCACCUGCUGCCCUAAGGACUGCAAAUGCGACUGCUGCCCUAAGGACUGCAACUGCGACUGCUGCCCGAGCUGCGACUGCUGCCCUAAGGACUGCAACUGCGACUGCUGCCCUAAGGACUGCAGCUGCGACUGCUGCCCGAAGAGCUGCGCGUGCUGCCCGAAGAGCUGCCCCUGCUGCCCGAAGAGCUGCGCAUGCUGCCCGAAGAGCUGCAGCUGCUGCCCGAAGAGCUGCGCGUGCUGCCCGAAGAGCUGCAGCUGCUGUCCGAAGAGCUGCAGUUGUUUCCCGAAGAGCUGCGCCUGUUGCCCUUCCGAAUGUGAAUGCCCUUGUUGCCCUUGCUGUGAGGUCCCAUCCUGCAGACCAAGCUGCAAUUGCUGCGAGGGUUUCUUCUGCAAAACACAUGGCAGCUGCCUUGAUGUUUCCUGCUGUAGGCCCUGCUGCAAUUGCUCGGAGCUUUCCUGCUUCAAGUCUGUUUGCUGCAAUUGGGGUGUUUCAUGCUUCAAAUCCCAAUGCUGUACCAGGGGAUUUUCCUGCUCCAAACCACGUUGCUGUGGUUGGGGUUUUCCUUGCUCCAAACCACGAUGCAUCCUUCCAAGCGUCUCCUGCCCUGAGUAUUCCUGUGGCUGUAUCUGGUCCUGCCCAAGAUGUACAGAGGUACGCCUGUGCCCAAGAUGCUCUAAAACUUGCUGUCGUAGUGGAUGUCUAUGUUAGGUUAGAUCAUGGCAUUGUAUUCCUCUUAGCGUCCAGUUUUUUUGACAUGCAUAUUAUUCUAUUGGAAUUCUGAAUCAUAAUAUAUUUGAAAUUAAAAUUUUUGUCCUGUUAUCAAUAUCACAAUGUUGCUAGAA
Messenger RNA from Phoenix dactylifera (date palm), 1807 nucleotides. RefSeq lists its product as uncharacterized. The record is from RefSeq and is a predicted model, not a curated record. NCBI's taxonomy places the organism in Eukaryota, Viridiplantae, Streptophyta, Magnoliopsida, Arecales, Arecaceae.